GGAAUAAAAUCUACUUCAGUGCGUCACGUAGGCGCUUCAAAGUUUUCAUUUUUGCAAAAUUUACGAUUUAACGUUAAAGUGGGGCAAAACAAAAAAAAGCCCUUGUAUACUCGGCAGUACAUAUACGUAUGUACUACUUAAAAGAAUGGAAACUUUGAACACGACCAAAAUCCCACUAAGUAAGUGUACGCCCAGUUCAGUUCGGUUCCGGAUUCGGGAAUUUCCUUCGAGCUUCCAGGUUAGCCAGGUCUCUCCAUGCUCUCCAUGUUCUGCGGGCUCACCGACAGGGUUCAGCUGCACCAGGUGUGCCCGUGCCCGGGUGGUUUCAACCUUUCGUUUUCCAGCCCCGAAACCGGAAUCUACGAUUGAAUUUCAGACAGUAUACCAGACACCCAACCACCCAAAUGCCAUCCGGCGGCCAAGGAAAACGCAGAGGCUUUUGCAAUUUUUAUGUGCAAUUUUUUACAUGAGAACCAAAGGCGGUACGAAGUGUCGCUUGUGGCUCGUUAAGGUUAAGGGGUGGAGGGUGUUCUUUAUCUGGAGAGGUGUGGGCUAGCUGUUGGAAUACCACUGAUAACCGAGGAGUGGAUUAGUCUCUGGUUAUCGUUUGCAGCGGGUACAUGGCACCCAUUUAACAAAGAUUAACGAUAAUUAUUUUAUAGAAAAAUGUAAGAUGCCUUCUCUAGGGAGAAAUCAACCAGUGAUAGUCAACAAUUUAAAACCGUCAAAACACAUAUGUAUAUGGCAAAGUUAAAUAGGGUCUACGCCCCACGUUGAGCGCCAAAAAACACAAAUAACAAAAAAUAUUCGAAAUCUUUUAUUUCCAUCACAGAUUAAAUUUAAAACAUA
Messenger RNA from Drosophila yakuba, 849 nucleotides. RefSeq lists its product as uncharacterized. The record is from RefSeq and is a predicted model, not a curated record. Lineage: Eukaryota; Metazoa; Arthropoda; Insecta; Diptera; Drosophilidae.